CGUAUAAGAGACAACGAUCGGCUUGGCGAAACGUUUAGUCAAGGUUGAGCGCUCUCCUGUGCCGUGUUUGCUUGCGCAGCAUGAUCGGGCCGCGUGGGAAGAAGAAGCUCUUGAUCGGAGGGGUGGUCGCCGCCAUUGCGAUAGGCGCGAUUAUCGCGAUUUUGGUGGUGCUGCUCGUUAAAAAGUCCGACUCGGAACCGAACAACGCAAACUAUGGAGUGUACACGAAGGCUGCGGUGUCCACCAAUGGGCAAGAAUGCGCGAAGAUCGGUGCGGAUAUUCUCAGAAAAGACGGAUCGGCUGUGGACGCCGCGAUAAGCGCCCUUUUAUGCGAGGGGGUCGCGUCUCUGCACAGCGUGGGAUUAGGUGGUGGAUUUUUAAUGACGAUCUGGGAUGCUCAAACGAAGACCGCGAGAUAUCUGGAUGCUCGAGAGACUGCUCCCGCGAAAGCGACGGAAGACAUGUUUAAAGGGAAUGCUUCGUUGGCGACUUAUGGUGGUCUAGCGAUUGCUGUGCCGGGUGAAUUGGCCGGUUACAAGGCAGCUCAUGACAAGUACGGGAAGAUUGGAUGGGCCGACUUGUUCACACCGGUGAUCGCCCUGUGCGAGACCGGGUCCAUCGUGAACGAUUAUCUGGCUGGUUACCUGUUACGCAAGGAGAAAUUGAUAAGGGAGCAGAGCACCUUGGCAGAGAUUCUCAUCGAUCCGGCGACGAACUCCACGUGGAAGACAGGCGAUAGGAUCAAAAGGCCGCGUUUAGCGGAAACACUGAGGUCGAUAGCGCGUCACGGGCCGAACAUAUUUUACAACGGCUCCAUAGGUGAGAAGCUGAUCCAGGAAAUUCGGGAGGCGAGAGGCAUCAUGGAGAUGGACGAUCUGCGAAAUUACGCGGUGGAAUGGAGGACACCGAUCCAAACGAAGAUAGGGAACAUAACGAUCGUUACCGCACCGCCACCGGGAUCAGGGACGAUCCUUACGUUCAUCAUGAACCUUCUUCGCGGACUCAUCCCCACCGCGGAUCGGAAUGUCAUGUGGCAGCGAUUCGUCGAAAGCUUCAAGUGGGCUUACGCAAAGAGAACCCAAUUAGGCGAUCCCAAGUAUGUCCCUGUCGAUUCAUUGAUCCGCAACUUAACGUCCGCGUCGUAUGCCGAUGCGAUUCGAAGUAACAUCAAGGACGACACGACGCACACCAAUCCGGAAUACUACGGCGCUGUCACGGUCGUACCGGAGGAUUCGGGCACAUCUCACGUGUCCGUGCUGGCUCCUGAUGGCUCCGCCGUAUCGGUCACAUCUACUAUAAACCAAGUUUUUGGCGCUAUGCUACGUUCAAAGUCUACCGGUAUAAUCUUCAACGACGAGAUGGACGACUUCAGUUCUCCGAACAUAACUAACGGCUUCGAUCUUCCACCGUCACCGUCCAAUUUCAUUGAACCGAGAAAAAGACCUAUGAGCUCCAUGAGUCCAACGAUAGUUAUCGACGAAAAUGAAGAGGUUCGUCUGGUAAUCGGUGCCGCCGGCGGAACGAAGAUCACUUCCGGUGUCGCGAUCGCAAUGGUGUUGAACCUUUGGUCGGGAAAAACGAUAAAAGAAGCGGUCGAUAUUCGUAGAGUUCAUCAUCAGCUGUUUCCCAUGGAGGCGCAAACUGAGACAGAAUUUUCUCAGAAUGCGAUGAACUAUUUGAAGAGUAUUGGACAUAACGUUACGACGUUCUCUGGAAUCGGAAGCGCGCUCACGGCUGUGUCGAGAGAAAAUGGGAAGGUGUAUGCUAUUUCCGAUUUUCGGAGGCAAGGAAAAACCGAUGGUUUUUAGGCAAUUUUUUUAAUAUACGGACAGGCCUUGUUUCUGUUUUAUUUGUGUCGAGAAGGUCGAAACGCGUUUAAAAACAAUCAUGGCUCGAUAACGGUUAACGUUUUGUCUAUCAGAAGUUUAUAAUUGACAGUCGAACCUUUUAAUCAAUUCUUCAAUGACAAUUUUAAUCGUUGAUCAAGAUGAUAUCUCGAGCAAUACGAUCAAGUAGAACUUUCUUUCGGGAUUGUUAUCGAAGGGAAGAUGGCAUUAGGUCACCGAUAGACGAAGCGUUGAGAACUACCAACGAGAUGCCAAAAUACUCUUGAAUACCUCGUUCGCUCGUUCAACAAGUAUUAUUAGAAUAAGUAUUUGAAACGGGUAGAGAACUAUUCAUCAGAAAAAAAAACUGGAAUCAAUGUAUAAAGAAUGAUAAUGUCCAGUUACGUAUUUACAACAUUUGACCGAAGCGAUUGUAUUAUUCAUUAUUCCAAUGCGCAAUAUUAGGUGGGUCCAUUGCAUCUCUUGUCAAGCUACGAGUGUAAGUGUUGCAUGUAUUUGACGAUACGCCGUUGAUUUGUAUGUCUCAAAUAAGUUGAUGAACACAUGUUAUAGAAAUAUAAUUUAUUUAAAAAAACGCAA
This is a messenger RNA of Megalopta genalis, 2426 nucleotides long. Its product is annotated as glutathione hydrolase 1 proenzyme. Gene Ontology annotation, biological process: glutathione catabolic process. Gene Ontology annotation, molecular function: glutathione gamma-glutamate hydrolase. NCBI's taxonomy places the organism in Eukaryota, Metazoa, Arthropoda, Insecta, Hymenoptera, Halictidae. The record is from RefSeq and is a predicted model, not a curated record. Gene Ontology annotation, cellular component: plasma membrane.